AUGUCUUUUUUACCUCAUGGAUCAAAUCCAAGCACCGCUGGGUUCACAUGUAACACCUGUGGUAUUCGGUUCGCCGCGGCCGAAUUCCAGAGGAAGCAUAUGAAAACAGACUGGCAUAAAUACAACUUAAAGAGAAGAGUUGCGGAGUUGCCACUGAUCUCUUCGGAGGUGUUCGCUGAAAAAGUUCUUCUUUUGCAGCAACAAAAAGAGGAAAAUCAGGGCAACGAAGACGAACUCGGCUUUUAUGUCUAUCAUCGUAAAAGACCCGGAAAGGGCGAACGUCAAUUGACUAAGAAGGAGAUGAAGCAGAUUGCCAAACGGCAGAUGAGAAGCGUUAUGGCUGAAAGAAAGGACCUUGAAGAGAUCGAUGUGGAAGAAGAUGAUGAGCCUGUUGAAUUGGUUAGAUGUGCAAGUCCAACAGCCUCAGUGACAUCCGACUUCUCUGAGUUUUCCUUGGGUGACUCUGUGCAUUUGUCUGAAGCCGAAUCCAACUUCGAUACGGGGUCCGAGAUUCAUUAUUCAGACACCACUCACAGCGAUUGGGAUAGCAUGCGCGGUAGUGAGGACGACUCAUCUGACGAGGAUGAUUCUGACUACUCUGAUGAGGAAGAGAUUGUAGAUGUCCUCCCAAAUCAUUUUUGCUUUUACUGUGGUGAAAACAACCGUGAGUUGGAGAGAAACAUCAGACACAUGUCCAACCAUCAUGGACUAUACAUUCCCGAGCGCUCGUACCUCGUAGAUUUGGACGGCUUGCUCACGUAUAUGAACGAGGUCAUCACGAUAGACCACGAGUGUUUGACAUGUGGAUAUGUUGGCAAAAGCGUUGAGUCGAUAAGACAGCACAUGCGCUCCAAGGGACACUGCAGGCUACCUUAUGAGUCGGCGGAUGAGAGAGAAGCCGUCUCCGAGUUCUACGACUUCUCGAAUGAAGAAAUCAUUGUACCCCGUGUCAAAAAGGCCAAAAGAGCCAAGACGGUUUCAUUUCUCGAGCCUUCUCCAGAAGCUGGAGACGAGAACAGCGAGUACGACAGCGACCCUGAUUACCAAACAGCCACCAUCGAGACAACUUUGGUUCUCCCGUCGGGCUCCAAGGUGGGACAUCGGUCAAUGCUCCGGUAUUACCGCCAGAAUUUGCCCGGAGCUCGCCAAUAUUCUGAUUCCGAAAAAACAGUUGCAUUGGUGGACCGUCGCUUUGCGCCAGGACUCACAUCUGGUCAGGUUACCAAACAAGAGCGCGAAGUGCAGAAGUUGGAGAUCAAGGCGAAGAAUUACCACGAGCGCAGAACAAAGUCCUCCAGAGUCAACUUCAAGAAGCAUUUCAGAGACGAGCUCCUUGGACCCAUGUAA
This is a messenger RNA of Australozyma saopauloensis, 1347 nucleotides long. RefSeq lists its product as uncharacterized. The record is from RefSeq and is a predicted model, not a curated record. The transcript has a single exon. NCBI's taxonomy places the organism in Eukaryota, Fungi, Ascomycota, Pichiomycetes, Serinales, Metschnikowiaceae. The coding region runs from base 1 to 1347 and encodes 448 amino acids. Gene Ontology annotation, cellular component: preribosome, large subunit precursor. Gene Ontology annotation, biological process: ribosomal large subunit biogenesis.